CAAAAUAAAUACGUUUUUCAGUACUGGUAACACCAUUAUUUUUGUCCUUGUUCUUGUUGCCAAAAACGCUACACAAAAAUUUUGGAAAAAUCCUCCAUUUAAUUUAAUACUCAAAAUAAUUAGCUUCAGUUUAUGUUAGAAAAUUUCUUCAAUAAAUAAGCUGGAGUGCUAUUGCGUUACAGUAUUCCUUUUGAAGUUCGUUUUAAGUUCAUUGUAGAUUAACAUUUUCAUUGUAAGCAGCAGCAAUGGAAGAUAAUUCUUCGAGCGAUGACGAAAUUCCUUCUUCCUCUACAGGCUCCAAAUCCGGAGGAAAAAAACUAAAACUUAACGAUGGAAGUUCGCAAGAUAGUGUCAAGGAAACUGUUGUGUCGCAGAGUAAAGACGAGAAUGUGGACAGUGGGGUGUCAGCGGAUAAGUCUGAGAGCACCAGUAGCGAUGAUCGCGCUGAGCGUGCUGAGAGUGCUCCAGCACCGGUGCAGGGCCCAUCCAACGAGGAGGUGAUCGUAGCGCCUUCCAGCAGUAACGUCCGUGCGAUCCUAUUGAAUAUUAAACGUCCUAAGUGGAGCAGAAACUACAGGAAACGCAAGACUCCCGGUAGGGAUUCCGACAGUGACUCAGACAGGGAUUCUGAUGAUUUAUCUGUAGAUGAGACUCCUUCAGGGGCUAAUGAUACUUCAAAUACUAAUACAAACUCUGAAACCGAAAGUGAACAUGAUAUAAGGAGGUUGGCAGACUUCCUUACUCCAGAGUCUGAUAUGAGCUGCCACAGUCACAGUGGCUCUUCAAGUUCGUCAGAUAGUCCAGGGAGUUUUGCUUCUGAUAAUAUUUUGGGGAUUCAAUCUGGAGACUCUGAUACUGAUGAUGAGGCUGCUAAUCCGACUGAAGACAAUGAGGGCAAUGAUGAAAGUGAAGCCACAAUACCUCCUGUUUUACUCAAGCCUAGACCCAAACACAGCUAUUUGCUGCUCAGAGAGAUAAUGAACCGGGAGAUGGGGCUGACAUUUCCCUGCGGCAAGACCGCGCAAGACCACGCCGUGUUCGAGAGCAGGUUCUACGGAUCCCUACACGCGGUAUACAGACUGAAAAAGCUACACAAUCUCAAUAAACACAGGGGCUGUGUUAAUUGCAUUAACUUUCAUCCUGAAGGUCAAAUGCUAGCUUCAGGGUCGGAUGAUACAAACGUAGUGUUAUGGGACUGGGCCCGCAACAAACCCUUAACCAUAAUAAAGACGGGACACAAAUCAAAUGUGUUCCAAAGCAAGUUCCUAUACCUUAACGCUAAGAGUCAAGUGAAUAUUGUAACAUGUGCCAGAGAUGGACAGGUCCGUCUCCUGCAGUCGCACCCGAGCGGAGGCCCGCAGGCGGCGCGGCGCAAGCUGUGCUCGCACUCUCGCGCGGCGCACAAGCUGCACGUGACGCCGUACGAGCCGCACCUCGUCGUCUCCGCCGGGGAGGACGGGCUCGUCAUGCAGUGCGACGUCAGGACUGAACAUCCCUCCAGAUUAUUCCAAGUUAAGGAUCGUUCAGUGGUGAUCCCCCUAUACAGUGUAUGUGGCCACCCGUUAGAGCCCAGAGAGCUUAUAGUAGCCGGUCGAGACAAAUAUGUGAGACUUUACGACCGACGCAAGUGCACCAAACCAAUCGGAUACUUCUGCCCAGCCUCAUUCAGUGAGAACUCUCUUACGCCGAAGAACGGGCCCACGGAUCCACUGGUGGUAAGCAAUCAGCGCCGCCCGUGGACAUCUGCCAGACUUGAGGAGAUACAAGGCACGGUAAGGAGAAAAGUCCGGCUCUCGAUGAUGCACCUAACUUGCGCAGUGUACAACCACAAUGGAACUGAAAUUCUCGGCUCCUACAACGACGAGGAUAUUUACCUGUUCGAUGUUAAGAAGGAUGUAUUCGAUAAAACGACAACAAGUGAACGCGAGACUGUGGGCUACACACAUCGUUACAGUGGUCAUCGCAACAGUGCAACAUUUAAAGGCGUAGCGUUUUAUGGACCGAGGAGCGAAUACGUGGUUUCCGGGUCUGAUUGCUCCUACAUUUAUAUAUGGGACAAGAAGACGGAGUCUAUCGUACAAUGGCUGGUCGGAGACAUUCAUGGAGUAGUUAAUUGCGUAGAAUCUCACCCAAAAUGUCCAGUGCUGGCGACAAGCGGGCUCGACAAGGAUAUUAAGAUUUGGAUGCCUAAAAGUCAAUACGACCCUACAUAUGAUGGCAUAGAAAAAGUAGUACGAAAAAACGGCAUGACACAACAAAGAAGUCCGCUGUUCAGUGAUUUUUUACCUACACUAUAUAGUGCUUGGAGAGGAGAGAACAGACUAUUUUCCGACGAUGACAGCCAACCGCCCAUGUCGGGGAACAUAGAAUUCGAUGGAAACGUAUGCACCACCUUCUAAAGACUCAGCGACGACCGUUAUGAAUAGAUUUAAACGCAGCAAUUCGAUGGAAACGUAUGCACCACCUUCUAAAGACUCAGCGACGACCGUUAUGAAUAGAUUUAAACGCAGCAAACUUCUAGUAUCCGAGAUUUUGUUUUUUUUGUUAAAUUUCAUUGAUUGGUUAGUAACGUAAGCUUACUAUGUCAAGGUGGAGGGUCAAGAAACCUACUGUUUGUGCCAGAAGCGGAAUAUGCUCUACUAUAAGAAUAGUAUUUAGGAAGCCAUGUUUCUAGUUGAGAUAAGAUUGCGUUGUGUAACUAAAUCAGUUUUCCAUUAUUAAAAUAAAUAUAAUUCUUUUAAAGUUAAAACUUAUUUUGUUUUUAUACAUUUGUUGUCUGUUAUGUCGGAAAUUAAAGUUAAAUGUCGUUUUUCUUUUGAUGGACAUGUUUCAAAUUCUUUUUUGAAAAUUUUGUUCUUAGAUUUGACGUUAAAGUUUAUUACUUAACGAUCGUUAUUAUACAAACAUUUUCAUGGAAGAACCAUACGUCAAACUAUAAGCUGAAUAAGAACAAACUGUCCAGCCAAUCGAGAAGCGAUGAGAGCUCAAUAAUUUCUUGAUAUUUAGGCGAUUUGUAAUAUGUAACGAGUGAUGCUCUUUGCAGCAUUGUUUAUUUUGUAAAUUUUAACACGUUUUAAGCUAUUAAAGGCAAUACACCUGUUACUAUCAGGUGACAGGUGCAUAUACUAUCAUUAAUAUACGACGGACGACACGAAAACACGCGAUGGAUCAGCGUGGGGUGCUUAGUCUGGUCUUACCUUUAUUUUUUGUUCAUGUAAAAUCACACACGCUGCAUUUAAAUCUAGACUUAACAAAUUUGUGUAACUAGGAAUUAGUUUGUUAUCUAACAUAUUUCAUUCACUUUUUAUUUAAAUAUUGUAAUGCCAAACACAAUGUAAACAUUAGUUGUUGAGACGCUUGUGGUUUUUGAAAUAUUAACGACAAUGAUAAAAUGCUAUUUAUAAAUAUUAUCUUUAAUAUUAUUAAUAUCAUUGACCUAGUAGCAGUUAGUAUACAAACAAAAUGGCUACCGGAUUAGCGGCAUCCGGAUUUCGUAUUUACGAUACGACACAGCUAAUAAACCCGUUGUGAAAAGUGUCUUUAUUAUUAUUAGCUAGAUAUUAUAAUAUUUAGUUGUUUAUAAACACCCAAUAUAGUAAAACGACCGAUUUUAUAAAUUUAUAUAUCCAACAGACGAAACGCGGGAAACUAUUUGAAUUUCGCUCCAAAAAAGUUGUCAGGAACAAUAAUAUUUGCAUACUGGCUGUAUGGUUGAUUGCAUAAAGGUCAUGUGUAAUCUCAGCACGUAUUACGGGACGAUACGCUGACGCAACUACUACUGGCGUAUUAGUCAUGAUUUGUAUUUAAAAUAUCUAUUUACAAAUGACCUGUACUAUGUACUCGAUUUAGUCUGUGUUAGCUUGUUUACCGUUACGGACUUCAGACAUGUAUACACCAUACAUAGUGUAUAUAAUAAAAUAUGUCCCUAAAGAAAACUUUGGACUCCUUAAUUUAACGUCUAUGUGAAAGUUUUAAGACACUAGUGUAAUGAGAAUUAAAUACUUACCACAGUUUUAUAUAAUUACAAGUUAAGAAACUAUAGUAACUUAAUAAUACAGUUCUCAAUAUUAAACAAAUGACACAUAGUCUCGUAAAGGAGACAUGUUCGUAAUUCAAAUUCAAGAAAAAAAUCUAUACAUGACCAUUUUAUCUGGUUAAAGCGAAAGAAAUUAGCUUUUUGAAUAUUACCUAAUUAUUCACUAACCACAUGGGAGUUAAAUUUAUUAAUGCCUUAUCUAAGCUAGGUACUUUUGAAAACAACUUUUAUGAUUAAAACAAAAACCACAAGUGUUAUAGUUUGGUAGCUUUGAAAUUUGUAAACGGUAAAAUAGUUUUUAUAUUACAUUACUGUGUAUAUGCCUGUGAUAUACUGAUUUGAUUUAUAAAUUAGAGGAUAUGUUGUUUGUAAUAAGUUUUGAAAAGAUGUGCUAGUUAACAUAAUUAAUAGUUGAUUGAAAUAAUUAGGCGGAAUAAGAGUGAUACAAAAAAAUGUAACAAUCAAUACUUAUUUUAUAUUCCUUUAAAGUUUUGAAGUUGAAGAUCAUAAAGUCGUGGUAUUUUUUAAUGAAAAUGGAUAUUCUAGAUUGUUUAGUUUGUCAAUCUAGCGCGGUAGAAAUUACCCACGCUAGGAUAUCUGAUUUAUCUACAUUUCUUUCUUUGUACCUACCUAAUAUUUUUGUAGAAAGAAGACAGUUGCCCUUGCUAUGAAGACAGUCGCCUUGUAUUUCCGAUUAUUUUACCCUGUACUCAAUCUCUAAUGUAACUUUAAUAUUUUUAGAGUAAAAUAAAUACAUAAAAUCCUUAGUUUAUAGCAGCUUACGGUUUUUUCUUUUUACAAUAGAAAUACAGAUUGCAAAAAAAUACUGUUAAUGGUGAAACGUAAAAUACCACGCUAUCGUCGAAAUGUAUUGUUACGACAAUAGUAAGUACUUUUCUUCUUCCCUCCUAUUUUACAUUUAUCCACUAUAUUAGUUUCAUCUGUAGAAAAAAUAUGAUUGUAAGAAAUUGUCUCGAACAAUUCAAAACAGACCCCUUUAAAAAAAAAUAUAGCUACCUAAAACCAUUUUAUAGACCAGAACUAAACACUUAUUUACCUUAUAAUUGUUAUUUUCCUGUUAUUCUGUUUUCUUAUUUUGUAAAAAUUACUUACUAUAUUUCAAUAAACUUUAUAGGGGUCAAUAUCGACUUAUUAUUAUUUUGUUAAACAUGGCAAUUUCAGUGUUGAUUUUAACAAAAAUCAACUUGAUUUUGUUUGUAGAUAUACAAUUAUAGUUGUUUGUUUAUGUAAGAGGUUGGAUUGUUGCGGAUAAUUGUAAAUACCUACAUACAUAGAACAACCGUUAUGUGUAAAAUAUUACACAUUAUAACUUUUUCUAUACUUGGUUUGCCACCGCUCAUCUAGGUCAUAUGAUUCUAUUAUUUUAGUUGAGUGUAUUUUAUUUAUCGUUAGCUACCGUCUCCCAAUGUGAGUGGAGUAAAAUGUAAGGUUUAGUCCCAAUGUGUAAAUAAAUGAUGAUUUUGAAUAAUGUCUUUGAUUAUUUUCUCAAUUAAGUAGGUAAUAAUAAUCACACACUACAUA
Molecule: messenger RNA, 5578 nt
Organism: Spodoptera exigua (beet armyworm)
Lineage: Eukaryota; Metazoa; Arthropoda; Insecta; Lepidoptera; Noctuidae
Source: the annotation of a GenBank genome assembly